GUUCCUUUCCCAAGAAACACUAUUGUUGUUGAUUCUUCCCUUUGUGAUUUUGACGAAUUGAAUAGAGGCUCUACUGUUGUCCAAACCAUGGGACCCUGAUACAACUUGAUAAAGCUUUCACCCAUCUUCGGCUUAUCGAAGGUUAAUGGUCGAUCCUAAACCUCGUUUGUGUUUGGCCCUUGCUCAACCGUUGGUGAUGCUAGAGAAGGGUUUGUUUUUGUAUUUUUAUUUGAGCUUCCAUAGCAAGUGGUUGAGCCUAGAGGUUGUUUAUUUUAGGGAUUUUAUGUUUUUCUUUGUUAUUUGCUUCUUGGGACUAUUAUCUUUCGAUUGAGUUAUUGUUGCUUGUUUGUUGGUUAUGCAACUCUCUUUGACCUUUCACUAAUUGGCUUUUGAGAAAGCAUAUCUGGUGGUUUCCUUUUACCCUAAGAACAUCGACUUUUAGGGUCAUUUCCUUUCCCUUGGUCAGGGCUACAACCCUUCAGGUCAUUUCUUGAGCCCUUCCUUGGUAGCCACUUUGUUCAUGAGCAAAUUCUUAUGACUUAUGAGUGUUCAUUUCACAACCAUUAGUUUUCUUGUCUCUGAAGUUGCUUGCUUUUCUUAAAUUUUUAUUGUCGAGUCCCUUUUAUCUUUUGUUAUCUUUUAUUGGUUGGCCUCUAUAUGGCCUAUCCCACCCUCUCCAUGUUCUUUUUUAUGGUUUAUAAUUUUAUCUUCAAUAUAUAUUAGCUAAAAGAAAAGGACAAAAAUCGUAAUCUGCGUGGGAUGAAUCCUUACCUCAUGGACGAAAACAAGGUCGGUUCCCUGGACUGUUCUUUCCGCAACUCUCUCUCUCUCUCUCUCUCUCUCUCUCUCUCAGAAAAAGCAAGAAAUACAACAAAAUCUGAAGCAACUGCUUAAGAAAAAUAAUAGAAUAGCAUAUGCUUCUUGUGUGUGGAUAAGAUCUAGCUACUAGCUAGAGACAUGGGAGACUGUGUGGAAGAUUUCUCUUUGCGGUGCUCAUCAUCAUCAUCGUUUUCAAAGCUUUGGAGGUUUAUAAUUCCAUUGAUUUUGGUGGUUGGCUUGGUGGUUCCUUGGGGUGGAAAGAAAUCCAAUUGGGCUUUCACUUCUCCAAGCUCUCCAUGGCCAUGGCGAUCCACUUCUCAGGCUCCUAUUUUGCUAGCUUCAACUAUGGAUAAAACUAGCAGGAGUAACAGGAAGGCGAUAAAUCUCAAUCCGCAAAAACCAGAAAAAGAGGAGGAAGAAAGAUUGAAUGUUGGUAAAAGUGGAUCUUACUUUGUUCCUUCCAUGGUUGAGAAUACACCGUUCCCCAUCAGAUCGGCAAGAUCACAGAAAAGCCAUGGCAAUGUUCUGGAGAGUCUGGAAGCAGGCCUUGUGCAAGCUCGAACUGCCAUAAGAGAAGCUAAAAAUGGAAAUCAAACACAAAAGGACCCUGAAUAUGUCCCAGUUGGCCCAAUCUAUUGGAACACCAAAGCCUUUCACAGGAGCUACUUGGAAAUGGAGAAACAUUUUAAGGUAUAUGUGUACGAGGAAGGAGAGCCUCCAGUUUUUCACUAUGGCCUCUCGAAGGGCAUACUGGGUUUGGAAGGGAUCUUCAUCCACAACAUGGAGAUGAGCCAGUUUAAGACUAGGGAUCCUAAAAAAGCCCAUGUUUUUUUCUUGCCUUUCAGUGUGAUCAGCCUCACUCAUUAUGUCUAUGAAGUUGAUUCCCAUGCCUGGGAUCCCAUGAAGAACACUGUCAGAGACUAUGUCAAUGUGAUUCAAAGGAAACACCCGUUCUGGAACCGAAGCCGAGGGGCCGAUCACUUCAUGCUUGCUUGCCAUGAUUGGGGGCCUGAGAUCUCCUUUGGAGUACCAUAUUUGUACAAGAACUCCAUCAGAGCUCUGUGUAAUGCAAACACCUCAGAAAGAUUCAACCCAUCAAAAGAUGUCUCCAUCCCAGAAAUCUACCUCCCAGAGGGCAACACAGAGGGCCUGCUCGGCGGCCCGUCGCCAUCGAAACGCCCUAUUCUUGUCUUCUUCGCCGGCGGGGUCCACGGCCCGAUCAGGCCAAUCCUUCUGAGUCACUGGCAGGACAAGGACCCAGAUGUCCAAGUCCACGAAUACCUUCCGAAAGGAGUCUCCUACUACGGGAUGAUGAGAAAGAGCAAGUUUUGCAUCUGCCCCAGCGGCUAUGAAGUUGCCAGCCCUAGAAUGGUGGAGGCCCUUUACAUGGGCUGCGUUCCAGUCUUGAUAAAAGACCAUUACGUUAAGCCUUUCAGCGAUGUUCUAAAUUGGAAGACGUUUUCAGUUGAAGUUGCAGUGAAGGAGAUUCCAAACAUGAAGAAGAUUUUGGAGGGUAUUUCUCAACCACAGUAUCUGAGAAUGCAAAGGAGGGGUCUUCAAGUGAGGAGGCAUUUUGAGGUUAAUUUACCUCCAAAGAGGUUUGAUGUCUUUCAUAUGAUUCUUCACUCAAUCUGGCUUAGAAGACUCAAUAUUCGAGUCUAUGAGACUGAGAAACCAUGAAUCUGACAAGAUUUAAUGUUGUGAAUUGAGUACAAAUUAAAUUAAUUCAAUGAUGUAUGGUUUAAAGCUAUAAAA
This is a messenger RNA of Diospyros lotus (date-plum), 2574 nucleotides long. RefSeq names its product probable glycosyltransferase At5g03795. The transcript is spliced from 4 exons. Gene Ontology annotation, molecular function: glycosyltransferase activity. NCBI's taxonomy places the organism in Eukaryota, Viridiplantae, Streptophyta, Magnoliopsida, Ericales, Ebenaceae. The coding region runs from base 958 to 2499 and encodes 513 amino acids. The record is from RefSeq and is a predicted model, not a curated record.